This is a messenger RNA of Heteronotia binoei (common prickly gecko), 906 nucleotides long. It is a transcript of the gene CIMIP2B, whose product is annotated as ciliary microtubule inner protein 2B. The transcript has 6 exons. The coding region runs from base 1 to 906 and encodes 301 amino acids. NCBI's taxonomy places the organism in Eukaryota, Metazoa, Chordata, Lepidosauria, Squamata, Gekkonidae. The record is from RefSeq and is a predicted model, not a curated record.
AUGGCCUUGGCCCCCCCGCGCCACGCCAGCCCCAGCCUCACCACCCCCCAGCCUCACUACCUCCCCGGCUACAGAGGGCACUGCCCCCGCCUCAAGUUCACCCUGGGCGAGACCUAUGGAAAGCUCACCUCGCAGCUGCUGAGCAGCCCGGAGGGGCCGUGCCAUGGCCAGCUACUCCUGCAGUCCACCUGGAUCCCCCCUGCCUAUCGUGGCCUCGUGGAGGAGGAGGCUGGAGAGGGCCCAGGGGCCAAUGCCAGCUUCUUCAGUUCCUGCACAAUUCCAGGAUAUACCGGCUUCAUCCCCCGGGCGCAGAACCACUUUGCCAAGACCUACGGCCAGGUCUGCAAGGAGGCCCAGCAGGAGUUUGCGAGGCAGCUGGCGAGGGGCGCCGGGGAGAGGCGGGCAUGCCAAGCUGCAAGGACUCCACCACAGGAUGCCAAGCCGGAGUUUGACCUCCCCCCUGCCGAAGAGAAGCUUCCAGUGGCAACUCCUGCCCCCCCUGGGCCCAGCUGUGCUCCUCACAGAGAACCUGAUGCAGCAGCGGAGGGUGGCGAGCCCCAGAAGUCUUUCGUUCCAGGCUUCACAGGCUUCAUCCCCCGUGCCCGCUAUUUGAUCGGGGCCAGCUACCCGAGCCUGACCCGCCGGGCCUGGGCGGAGUUUCGACAGAUGCUUCGGAAAGAAGGGCAGGAGACCUCUUGGGAGAGCAGCGCUCGCUGGAAGGGCAACGGCCAAGUCUUGCCACCGCUGGUGAAGACCUACCCCGCCGACAAGGGCCUCCUGCCCCACUACCAAGGCUAUGUGCCAGGCUACAAGUUCCGGUUUGGCCACACCUACGGCCACCUCACCUACGACGCCCUGGGCCGGAGCACACCGGAGAAGCUGACGCUGCCAGAUCGUCUGCUGUAG